CCUUGGUAAAAUAUACUAUCUUAAUACAUAAUGAAAACACAAAAUAAAAGAACAGUGUAGCCUACCUUAAAGACCCGGUUCGAUGAUCACUUGUCGCAAAAGCUAAGUAAAGGAACAGGUCUAUAAUUUUUACAUACCACAAAUGCACAUACCAUCAUUCAAAAUGUUGCGCCCAGUAGCUGUGGGCGCGCCCAUUCACAAAGUGGGCGCAGCAAUUGGCUGUGGAGUAGCCAGCAGUAGCUACGGAGCUCGGCCCUACUUCCUUCGUGAGGAGCUUGUUCAUGUCAUGACACAGUGUAGUGCAGAAUCGAAGCUGCCGCGUCUACCACCCACCACAGGAACUCCCAGGACUCUCUUCCAGUGCUUUGAGCUUGGUUACAUAAAAUAUGCGAUGUCCGCGGGAAUGUCCGGUUCUUUCUCUGCUACUACACUUUUUCAUUUUGGCAGCCGGCCACGCAGAGCUCUCCCAAGAGUCUGGCAGACUCCUCUCCCUCUUUGCAGAACAAGGUCACCUGUCCCAGUCAGAGUCAGAUCUGUCCAUUGUCCACCCAGUGAAAACCAGUGGUGAUGGAGAGUUCAUCUCCCACUCUCUGUCACACCACUUCAAGGAUGGGAGAGUCAAGCGUGAUGUGCAACCCCUAGCUUUAGAAGGACAGGUUUACUACAAGCUCAAUUACAAGGGUCAAACUUUAAUGUUUAACUUGACUGCAAAUAAUCACCUGGUAUCAAAUGACUACAUCCUGGAGAGGAGGAAAGGCAGCGCCAACAGGACCAAGCAUGGUCUCUCUGAGGGGAACUCCUGCCACCUCAUUGGAACUGUGGAAACCUCUGGUGUACGUGGAACUGCUGCCAUCAGCACUUGUAAAGGACUGAGAGGCUUCUUCUCCCUGCCAGAGGGACACUAUUUUAUCGAACCCUUCCAGAAUCCUCCAGAUGAGCCUGCUGGGACUCCAGAACCCCACUUUGUCUACUCAAGAGUUACCACAGAAAAUCACAGAAAAAAGCGUAGUCCUGAGUCCAGAGAGACACGCAGCCCCUGUGGAGUUCAAGAUGCUCCAAGUGACUCUCUCCAGGCGGAGAGGGAGAGGGAGGAAUGGGAGAGGGAGCAGCGGAGGGGGCAGGAUCAGGCUCAGUUCCGCUCCCGGCGCUCAGUCAGCAGAGAGCGAUGGGUGGAGACCAUGGUGGUGGCUGACUCCAGACUCAUCGAAUACCACGGGACCGAUAGUGUGGAGUCAUACAUCUUCACCAUCAUGAACAUGGUGGCGGGGAUCUUCCAUGAUGCGAGUAUUGGGAACGCCAUCCAUGUCACUUUGGUGCGCCUAAUUUUGCUACAGGAAGAAGAGAAAGAGCUGAAGAUUGUUCACCAUGCAGACACCACUUUGGCCAGUUUCUGUGCUUGGCAGAAAAACCUCAAUCCCCAGAGUGACACACAUCCAGCUCAUCAUGACCUGGCUCUGCUGGUUACCAGGAAAGACAUUUGUGCUGGAAUGAACCAGCCCUGUGAGACCCUGGGUCUGUCUCAUCUGUCGGGAAUGUGUCAACCUCACCGCAGCUGCAACAUUAACGAGGAUUCGGGGCUGCCUGUUGCCUUUACCAUCGCUCAUGAAAUGGGCCACAGUUUUGGAAUUCAUCAUGAUGGCCAAGGGAAUGACUGUGAGCACGGAUGGAGGCACCCAUUCAUUAUGUCCAGACAGCUGAUGUAUGACAGCUCGCCUCUCACUUGGUCCUCCUGCUCCAAAGACUACAUCACACGCUUCCUCGAUCGUGGCUGGGGUUUCUGUCUGGAUGACCGUCCCUCCAGGAGGGACCUGACCACCCCUCUGGCUCGCCUCGGUGUCCGCUACACCACACACCACCAGUGCCAGCUCCAGUAUGGCCCAAACACUACCUUUUGCCCAGAGAUUGAUAAUGUUUGCCAGAUUCUUUGGUGUUCAGUGAAUGGCUCCUGUCGCUCCAAACUGGACUCACCUAUAGAUGGCACUCGCUGUGGACCAGAGAAGUGGUGUAUCUCAGGACAGUGUGUGAUUGUGGGUAAACUCCCAGAGACGGUGAAUGGAGGCUGGGGACAGUGGAGCACCUGGUCUCAUUGCUCCAGGACCUGUGGAACAGGUGUUCAGUCAGCAGAGAGGGAAUGCGACAACCCUAAACCGGAGUUUGGGGGCAAGUACUGCACUGGAGAAAGGAAGCGUUAUCGCACUUGUAACACAAAACCCUGCCAGAAGAAUAAACCAACUUUUCGAGAGAUGCUGUGCAGCGAGUUUGACACCGUGCUCUACCACAAUGAGCUCUACCAAUGGGUUCCUGUGGCUAACCCAUUAAAUCCCUGCGAGCUGCACUGUCGACCAGUCACUGAGUAUUUUUCAGAGAAGAUGCUUGACACUGUGACAGAUGGAACACCGUGUUUCAUGAACAACAAGUCCAGAAACAUCUGCGUCAACGGAGCGUGCAAGGAGGUAGGCUGUGACUAUGGUAUUGACUCCAAUGCAGUGGAGGAUCGCUGUGGAGUGUGUCUGGGUGAUGGCAUGAGCUGUGGGACCGUCUAUAAGUCAUUUGAUGAAGAAGAAGGUUUUGGGUAUGUGGACGUGGGCGUGAUACCGGAGGGGGCGCGGGACAUCCUGGUGAAGGAAGUGAAGGAUGCAGGUAAUUUCCUGGCUCUGAAAAGUGAGGCAUCAGAGGAGUACUUCCUCAAUGGCAACUACAUCAUCCAGUGGAGUGGGGAGUACGAGGCCGGUGGGACGACAUUCUACUACGAACGCAGCGGGAACAUGGAGAACCUCACUGCUUCUGGACCCACCAAUCAGCCAAUCAUGCUCCAGUUGCUGUUUCAGGAGAAGAACCCAGGUAUAAAGUAUGAGUACACCAUUAAGAAGACAAAAGAGACAGAAAAUGAGACCAUCAAACCCAUUUACAGUUGGAGACAUGGGGCGUGGACAUACUGCAGCGCCACCUGUGGCUUAGGUGAACAGCACCAGCCUGUGCGUUGUUUUGAGAUGGACGUAGGCGUAGUAGAUGAGUCUCUGUGUGACCCAGACAGCCGUCCCGAAGACAGACACAGGAAAUGCAAGAAUAUGGAUUGUCCUGCAAGGUGGUGGGUGGGGGGCUGGCAGCAGUGUACAGCCACCUGUGGAUCAGAUGGGGUGAGGAAGCGAACAGUGCUCUGUGUUCGUACAGUAUCAGGGGAAGAAAGGGUACUGCACCCUGUGGAGUGCAAGCAUCUCAUGAAACCCAAGCCUGUGGUGCUGUGUAACAGAGAUGUACCCUGUGCACAAGACUGGGCUGUUGGCACCUGGGAAGAGUGCCCAGUCACAUGUGGAGGAGGGGUUCGCUCACGCACAGUCACAUGUGCACUAGCACCCAAAAAGACCUGUGACCUCUCAACCAAACCUCGGGCCAGAUCACUGUGUGCCCUACAGAGCUGUCCUAAGUCAAAUCUACGCAGACAACCCAGGCCUCCCCCUACAUACCGCCGUGUUUACCCACCUAAGAACCAACCCACAGCCACAGCUCCGCCCACAGCUGCUGUCACCACCACAUCCUUUUCACCUGAAACCACUGUUCCUGAAAUCAUAGAUGCAGAUGAUUAUGAGUUCAGUGUUAUAGUGAGGAAAAACAGGGAUAAGAAUGGGAGAGUUUUCCCUAAUAAAUUCAGUUCUGCUGAAAAGGAAAGGAAGGCGACUGAUGUGGACAAGGAAAAGAUAGAAGAGGGGGAGGAAGGAGAGGAGGGGAGUACACCAGAUGUGGUGAGGUACACUCCAGGAUAUGAUUAUGUUGUUGAGGACAGGACUAAAGAGGAGGAGGAAGAGACUCUUGACCUGGAUGUUUUUACCACAGCUACUUCACUCAAAAAUCCUCUUAAAUCAACCACAACACUACCACAUAUCACACCUACUUUACAAACAGAUCCACCUACCAUGCGCACAACCAGCAGAGCCCGCACCACAACUGCCUACACUAACACACACGCCAGCACUGAAAUGUGGGCAGAGACCACCCACCAUUCAUCCAGCCCCAACACCACACUUCACAUCAGUCCAUACAGCCCCUGGACACACAGGGUUCCCCUCACCACCCCCACAUACAAGAAACACUCAGUCCCAUUGAAAACUGGCUUCCGUACAACACAAUCUCCUUCCACAACAGGGAGAACACUAUUCACCACUGUAGCAUCAUCCCAGCCCACGGUAAAGAUUAUAAAACUGAAGAAGCCUGCUGCGACACCCAAGAAAAACAGUUCUGUCUCCCAUGCUAAAAAGCCCACUCCCCAGUCCAAAGGCAGUCACUCCGAGAGCCAAAACCAGCGAUCACAAAGUCCAGUGAGCAGCUCUGCUGGUGACCAAAGCAACUUGAUGGUCAGAGAGCCAGUCAGCAUGGAUAUAUUCUGGGUUGUAGGAAACUGGAGUGAGUGCUCAACAACGUGUGGGAUUGGCGCAAUAUGGCGAACAGUCAUGUGUAGCUCUCGAAAUGAUGAGGACUGUGCCAACAUGAAGAGACCUGAGCCUGCACGUACAUGUCACCUGCAGCCCUGUGCCAUAUGGCAAAGUGGCAGCUGGAGCAAGUGUCCAGAUAAGUGUGCAGUGGUAGGAAGGAGGUUCCGUGAUGUCCAGUGUGUCGAUUCUCAGAGUAAACGUCCCCUCAGACCUUUCCACUGUCAAGCUGUGUCCAGCAGACCCCUCAGCACCUUAACCUGCCCACACAAGCCUUGUAUGACCUGGACUACAUCGGCCUGGGGACCUUGCUCUGGCAGCUGUGGUGAUGGCAUCAGGGAGCGACUGGUGUACUGCCCUGAGCCUCAUCGUUGUAGCACCACACUGAGGCCAAACAGCACAGAACCGUGCAGUUUAAAGCCCUGCGCUCACUGGAAGACUGGGCACUGGGAGGAGGUCAGUCACACAAGGCUGAGAUUUCCUUGA
Monopterus albus (swamp eel) is the source of this 4910-nucleotide messenger RNA. RefSeq names its product ADAM metallopeptidase with thrombospondin type 1 motif, 12 (gene adamts12). The transcript has 22 exons. Gene Ontology annotation, biological process: extracellular matrix organization; proteolysis. NCBI's taxonomy places the organism in Eukaryota, Metazoa, Chordata, Actinopteri, Synbranchiformes, Synbranchidae. Gene Ontology annotation, molecular function: metalloendopeptidase activity. Gene Ontology annotation, cellular component: extracellular matrix. The record is from RefSeq and is a predicted model, not a curated record. Bases 387 to 4910 code for a protein of 1507 amino acids.